CUUACAUCUGAGAUUAUACUAGUACUAGAGCUCAUAAGCAUAAGUACCUAGUGCUCUUGUUGCAGAGACAACAGAAGCCAUGAGCUAUUACGGAAGCAGCUCUUCUGGUGGCAGGGGUGGCCGCCGAGUCGAGUAUGGGAGGAGCUAUGUGGUGAGGCCAAAGGGACGUCACCUAGCCACCAUUGUGUGGCUCCACGGCCUAGGUGACAAUGGUGCAAGCUGGUCCCAGCUUCUGGAUUCUCUUCCUUUGCCCAACAUCAAGUGGAUAUGCCCCACCGCAGCAACCCGGCCUGUCGCUGCUUUUGGCGGAUUCCCCUGCACUGCAUGGUUUGACGUGGACGACACUUCGGUGGAUGGUCGUGAUGACAUAGAGGGCUUGGAUGCUUCAGCUGCACACAUAGCAAACCUACUGUCGUCUGAGCCGUCUGAUGUGAAGCUCGGGAUCGGUGGCUUCAGCAUGGGUGCAGCCGCGGCGUUGCACUCGGCAGCAUGCUAUGCUCACGGCAAAUUCAGCAGCGGCAUCCCCUACCCAAUCACGCUCAGCGCAGUCAUCAGCUUGAGCGGCUGGCUCCCUUGCUCAAGGUGGACCCUGAGGGGCAAGAUCGAGAGCUCACACAUGGCAGCUAGAAGAGCCCUCUCCCUGCCCAUCCUGCUCUGCCAUGGAAGAGCGGAUGAGGUCGUGUCCUACAGGAACGGUGAGCGGUCGACCGAGUAUCUGCGGUCAUCAGGGUUCUCAUACGUGACCUUCAAGUCCUACAACGGGUUGGGGCACUACACUAUCCCCGAAGAAAUGGACGAUGUCUGCAAGUGGCUCAGCUCAAGGCUCGGCGUUGACCGAUCUCGCUAAAUGGAACAGCCUCAGUUGUGCUGGCGAUGGCUUUGCCAAUAGCAUAUACUCCUAGCAAUGAGUGUAAAACUAUAGAGGGAUGAAUGCAGGCUUAAUUGGUAGCUUGUAACACUACGUGCCAUGGUGUAGUAUUGGUGCUGUUCAACUGGUAAGAAGUGAGUACAUCGGAAGAAUAUGUAAUGUAGUGCUUGUUUUGUAAUGCUGUAAUAACGCAACUGAGACAGGAUGUCCGUA
This is a messenger RNA of Lolium rigidum, 1081 nucleotides long. Its product is annotated as acyl-protein thioesterase 1 homolog 1-like. NCBI's taxonomy places the organism in Eukaryota, Viridiplantae, Streptophyta, Magnoliopsida, Poales, Poaceae. The record is from RefSeq and is a predicted model, not a curated record. Gene Ontology annotation, molecular function: hydrolase activity. The transcript has 9 exons. Bases 80 to 847 code for a protein of 255 amino acids.